CACCCAACAAUGAUGGCAUCGGAGCGCCACUGCCGGGGAAAAAUCAUUGUUCACUUUGGCCAAUGGGGAUGCAUCAAAUGGACGUUUACGUGAUAUGCGAGUUUCUGUGCAUAUGUGUGUGUGUGAAUGGUAAUGCAAAGGUGAAUGCAUGUGAAGUGAACAUCUCUUUCACACCAAGCGUUUGAAUCUACUCUGUGACGAAGAAAGGGGGGGACGUCACACCAAGAGAGAGCCAAUCACAUAUUAGCUGUUUGGAUUUAUGCCAGGCCUUUUGGCUUGUAAGACUUUAGUACAAGUGGCAAAAGCCAGUUUUUUUUUUUCCCAAAAAAAAGCCUGAGACAAGAUGCCUUAUACGCCAUCUGGCUUUUUUUGCGACCGGUUGAUCCGGGAAAGAGAGAGGAGAGACGGGGAAGGAUCUCUGAACAAGCCCUUGCGCUUCAACGGCCAGGACUAUAACACCCUCAAACAGGAGUUCCUUCAGAGGAAGACCCUGUUUGAGGAUGAGACUUUUCCGGCCACUGUGGAGUCUUUGGGCUUCAAGGAGCUCGGACACAAGUCCAACAAGGUCAAGAACAUCGUCUGGAAGAGGCCCAAGGAAAUCUGUGAAAAUCCUCAGUUCAUCGUUGGAGGAGCCAGUAGGACAGAUAUCUGCCAGGGAGAUCUAGGUGACUGCUGGUUGCUGGCUGCUAUUGCCUGUCUCACCCUGAAUGAGAAGCUUCUGUACCGUGUGGUUCCCCCGGACCAAAGCUUUUCAGAAGGUUAUUCUGGAAUCUUCCACUUCCAGUUCUGGCGUUAUGGUGACUGGGUGGAUGUCAUCAUCGAUGACCGCAUCCCAACUUUCAACAACCAGCUGGUCUUCACUAAGUCCGCUGAGAGGAAUGAGUUCUGGAGUGCCCUGCUGGAGAAGGCCUAUGCCAAGCUUCAUGGUUCUUAUGAGGCUCUGAAGGGUGGAAACACCACCGAGGCCAUGGAGGACUUCACUGGUGGAGUCACUGAGUUCUACGAGAUGAAGGAGGCUCCCAAAGAACUCUACAAGAUCAUGAAGAAAGCUCUGGAGAGAGGGUCGCUCAUGGGCUGCUCCAUCGAUUCCCUGGUUCCUGCCCGCUUCGAGACACGUACGGUGACGGGACUUGUGAAGGGUCAUGCCUACUCUGUGACAGCAGUGGAAGAGUGCCGACCGUCUCAGCACAAGGAGUCUAAAGUUCGUCUGGUGCGUCUCAGGAACCCGUGGGGUCAGGUGGAAUGGAAUGGUCCCUGGAGUGACAACUCCAAGGAGUGGGCCACACUUUCUAAGACUGAAAAGGAGAAGCUUCAACAUCAAAGUGCAGAAGAUGGAGAAUUCUGGAUGUCAUUUGAGGACUUUAAGAAGAACUACACCAAGAUUGAGAUCUGUAAUCUCACCCCUGAUGCGUUGGAGGAUGAUAAGAUCCACAAGUGGACGGUUUCUGUGAAUGAGGGGCGUUGGGUGAGAGGCUGCUCCGCUGGAGGAUGCAGGAACUAUCCUGACACUUUCUGGACCAAUCCUCAGUACCGCCUUCGACUGCUGGAGGAGGAUGAUGACCCUGAGGACAACGAGGUGGCCUGCACCUUUGUGGUGGCGCUGAUGCAGAAGAACAGACGGAAAGAGCGCAAGAUGGGAGCCAACCUCUUCACCAUCGGAUUCGCCAUUUACGAGGUGCCAAAGGAGAUGCAUGGAAACAAGCAGCACAUGCAGAAGGAUUUCUUCCUAUUCAACUCCUCCAAGGCGCGCUGUAAAUCCUACAUCAACCUGCGCGAGGUGACCCAACGUUUCCGCCUGAGCCCCGGCGAGUACGUCAUAGUCCCCUCCACAUAUGAGCCACAUCAGGAGGGAGAGUUCAUCCUGCGAGUCUUCUCUGAAAAGAAGAACACCUCAGAGGAGAUAGAGAACAGGAUCGAGGCUGAUCAUCCAGUGCCAGCACCAGCUUCAGCGGGGGAAGAGAGCGAGGAGGACCAGCAGUUCCGGACUAUUUUUCAGGAGAUAGGCGGCGAGGAUAUGGAAAUAACAGCCAACGAACUGAGAAACGUUCUCAACAGAGUGAUCACCAAGCACAAGGACCUGAAGACGGAGGGUUUCAGCCUGGAGAGCUGCAGGAGCAUGAUUGCUCUGAUGGACGUAUCCUUUAUGGAUGGGACCGGUAGACUCAACCUUCAGGAGUUCAGACACCUGUGGAAUAAGAUCAAACAGUGGCAGGGAAUUUUUAAACACUAUAACACCGACCAGUCCGGUAUCAACAGUUACGAGAUGAGGAAUGCUGUCAAUGAUGCAGGCUUCCGUCUCAACAACCAGCUCUACGACAUCAUCACCAUGCGCUACGCAAACGAGAGCAUGAACAUCGACUUCGACAGCUUCAUCAGCUGUCUGGUCCGGCUCGAAGCCAUGUUCAGGGCGUUCCAGGCCUUUGAUAAGGAUGGAGAUGGUACCAUCAGACUCAGUGUCCUGGAGUGGCUCCAGCUGACCAUGUACGCCUAGAAAGCCCAACCAUCUCCCAGGUGAGCUCCACUCCAUGCGAGGACCAGACCUGCCAGCCUUUACCUCAAAACUCAGUGUGCCUGACUACCGUUAGCCUUCAUCCACCUCACCUCCAGCUCUGCUCCUUCUACUCCAAAAUGUCCUUUCAUUUGAUCUUUCCAUUUUUCUCAGCAGGUCUCAGGCCUUUUGCAUUUCCUUCUCUGCUUUUGUCCUCCCACCUCUUUCUCUCAUCAAAAUAUCAGUCUCAGUCAUAAGCUCUGUUCUGAUUUUUUUUUUUAAAUACAUACUUACCGUUAACAUUUGUACCAUCUCAGGCAGCAAACACAUACAACCUCUUUUAUUCUGUCAUGAUACCUCACAGAGCCUCACCCAGCAAACCCAUCUCUGUACCAUUCAUACCCCCUGCUAACAUCUCCUCCUUCAGCCUCCCUGUGUUUUCUUCUCCUUUUAUCUAACUGAGCAGCAAGGCCUUUCUUCCUGUAUUCAUUCCAGUGAACUGGGCUCUCUGGUGGACAGUGAAUAAAAACUGUGAUUUACUCUCUAACCUGUUAUUAACUAAGAAUCUGUACAAGUAGGGCCUAACAAGGAUUGAAAAUAUCACUGUUUCCUCAUUAAGUUUUUGUUUUAUUUGCUGAUUUUUUUGUAAGCAAUGAAUCCACCUGGAUUUAUCAUCGGCCUGGACUCAAUCACAUAUAAUCCCACUCAUCAGUAAAAAACAUAUAUAUUGUUUUCUGGUGGACAAACUCAGGCUUCUUGUGUUUAUCUCAGCUGAAAAACUGUCCAGUUCUCCAGUGCUAUUUGUGGAUGGAUGAAAAACAAGAAGAAAACUGAGGAGCAAUGGGUUUUUUCUUACUUCCAAAUUGGAUUUUAAAGACUAAGGCUAAUGGGUUGAACUGCAGCUUUGUUUUUUUUGUGAUUUUCCUCUUAAGGCUUUGGUCUAAUGAGUGUACUGCAUUUUUAACCACUUUAACCAAAAUAAUAAAUGUGUAGUUACUGAUUUGACUGCGUUACCAGUAAUUAAGUUGUGAAACUGUGAUAAAUAUGCAAAUUUCAGUAAACACUGAGUGAAAUAAGAAGAAAACACCAUAAAAAUACAGCAUUUUUUCUGAUGUUGCAAACAUUUUUAUUAACUUUCUCUUUCUUAAAAAACAUCUCAUAACUUUGAUAACAACAGAAAAACUUGAAGAAACUCAGGAAUGCCAGGUAAGAGGUGACGCGCACGCUUUUCUCGAUCACAAAUAACGAGCGAGAACGUCAGGUUAACUCGGCUAAGGGCAAAUCCUCAAAAAAAAGAAGGAAAAAAAAGAAAGAGAACGCAACCCGGAGAGCUGCGACCUUCAAACCAAGUCUGCCAAAGAGAACAACAGCUGGGCUUUUAACAGAAGAUUCAGUCACCUGUUUUCAAGAGGGUGAGGUAUGGCAUGGGAGAUGAAUCCAAAAUCUUCUCUUCGAAAUCUUCCAUCGAACACCUCCUCUAAACAUCCGCUGUCUCCACACUUUAUUAGACAACUGUGGAAAACAAAUACAGCUCCAGUGCCUUCUGCUUGAUUCUCCAAAUACAAAAUAAAUCCACAAGAAUGUGACAUAAAAACAGCACCUCACGCUUGGAAAACAAGGUUCGGCGGACAGGGUUAAACACUCUGCCGACAACGAUGAGGAAAUAAUCCACACAGAUUAGCACACAUACUUCACAUCUUGGUUCUGUUUUCACAGCAAAUGUCAAUUCUCAAAAGACAAAUCCUUCAACACAGUCCCUAUUAACGCACUAAUCACCUGACAGAGCAACAACAAAUAAAUAAAUGUGAUCCUAAAUGACCCAAUGAGAUUGUUAGAACUUGAGUUUUUUUCAUUUUUAGAAAAUAAAAACCAGACAUUAAAUAAAUAAAUCUUCAAUUAAAUUCCCUCAAAACAAAUAAUCACACUGUUAAACGCAGCCUCAAAGACAACACCACGAAUUUCCAAAAACUUUAAAUCGCUCAUUGUCAUAAGUGGCAACUUUAAUUUUAAAAAAAAACAAACAAACACUACAGGUUGCUCAACAUGA
Molecule: messenger RNA, 4535 nt
Organism: Oreochromis niloticus (Nile tilapia)
Lineage: Eukaryota; Metazoa; Chordata; Actinopteri; Cichliformes; Cichlidae
Gene: capn3a
Product: calpain 3a, (p94)
Exons: 21
Coding region: 344-2491 (715 amino acids)
Biological process (GO): proteolysis; negative regulation of apoptotic process
Cellular component (GO): cytoplasm
Molecular function (GO): calcium-dependent cysteine-type endopeptidase activity; calcium ion binding
Source: RefSeq, a predicted model, not a curated record